AUGAGAAAAUCAGUAUUAAAUCUUACAUCUUCUCUUUUUCUAUUAACAGGAGAUGGUGGUACAAUUACAAUAUCUAAUGAAACGUUGUGUGCAUCUACAAUUCGUCUUGAUGAUGUAGAAUGGCCAGCAAAAUCGUCUAUUCUUAUGUUAAAAAUUGAUGUUGAAGGUUUUGAACUAAAUACACUUCGUUCAACCGAAAAAUUAUUUCGUGAAAAGCGUAUUCAUCAUUUAAUCUUUGAAUAUACAGCUUGUGUGAAACAAUUAUUUGUGUUAGAUCGAACAGUUAAUACUGUUUAUGGACCAUUGACUUAUGAUUAUACUAAAUCAAUUUCAUGA
Molecule: messenger RNA, 336 nt
Organism: Rotaria sp. Silwood1
Lineage: Eukaryota; Metazoa; Rotifera; Eurotatoria; Philodinida; Philodinidae
Source: the annotation of a GenBank genome assembly